Sphaeroforma arctica JP610 is the source of this 654-nucleotide messenger RNA. RefSeq lists its product as hypothetical. Gene Ontology annotation, molecular function: catalytic activity. The annotation marks the transcript as partial. The record is from RefSeq and is a predicted model, not a curated record. Lineage: Eukaryota; Ichthyosporea; Ichthyophonida. The transcript is spliced from 4 exons.
GUUUAGCAUACGCGUAGCACAUCUUGUCGUUAUACCACAAGAGAACAAUGCUAAGAUGUCUGUGGCGUCAGAAAAUUUUAUUACGGACAAAAACAAGCCGCGGCAUGGCAAGUACGCAACUACCCGGGCAAGUGCCUGCACAGCCUCAACGCCCUAAUAUCCCUAAAGCGCUGCCUACUGGCACAUAUGAGAGACUCGUCAGAGGAUUAGACGAGAAUGGGCAAGAACUCUCAGGGGACGCUAUUGUGGAGCCGAAUGACGAGUUGCCUAAGCCCUGGAACAUGGCAGAUUUGUAUGUCCGAAAUGCGGAGGGGGAGGGGAAAACUAAAUUAAAAAGGCUGCUGCCGCCAUUCUGGCCCACGGACAUCAUCUGCUGUGGACUCAACUACAUUGACCACGCCGACGAAGUGGGCUUAGACAUUCCUAAGAACCCUGUCCUGUUCGCCAAGCCCAAGUCAUGCUUAGUGGGUCAUGGAGAAAAUAUUGUGAUACCCGCGUGUGCGAGUGCGAAGCCAGAGAUAGAUUAUGAAGCCGAGCUGGCCAUUGUCAUUGGCGAGACAUGUCGGGACGUAUCUGAAGAGGACGCUCUGAAGGUUGUCUAUGGCUACACUAUCUGCAAUGAUGUAUCAGCAAGGCGCUGGCAGGGUAUCAAGG